AUGAUAAAUAUAUAAUCAAUAAAUACAAGUGAGGAAUCAAAUCCAUUGAGUAGAUCAAGAAACUCUAAAAAUGAUAGUUCUUCUUCAAUAAAUUAGAGUUUACCCAGUAACUCGAAAAGUGAGAAUGAUUUGGAAAUAAGGAAAUUAACUUGGGAUCAAUUUCAAGGAGUUCCUCCUGAAGAUGACCCAGCUUUGGCUCAUACGAGAUGGAAGAUUGGAUAUAAUUAUUAAGUGCAUCAUGAAACUGAUAAGAUUUAAGUGAUUGCAGAGGUUUGGUGUAAGGUUGACCCUUCUUCCUGGACAAGGGAGAAAAUUGAUGAACUUUUGCAUCAUUAAUAAGGGCACUUUUAUAUAGGAAUGAUUUGCGCUUUGGAGUUCAAGAAGAGAGUGUAAGAAUUCUCCUUUAGCAAAGACUAUAAGCAAGAGAUUUCAGAAAUUUUUAAUAGGACAUUGUAAGAAUAUUUAGACCUGGAAAGCAAGUACAAUAUUGAGACGUUGAAUAUGUUGAAUACUGCUAAACAACGACAAUGGGAUAUAAAGAUAAUGAAAUAAUUGAAUUCACUAUCAAAAUAUACAUGA
Messenger RNA from Paramecium tetraurelia, 579 nucleotides. RefSeq lists its product as uncharacterized. The record is from RefSeq and is a predicted model, not a curated record. The transcript is spliced from 2 exons. Lineage: Eukaryota; Ciliophora; Oligohymenophorea; Peniculida; Parameciidae.